AUUUCGUUUAGUAGUGUUUCGAAGUCUUUUGACGUUGAUGUUUGACGAUGUAUACAAUUUAUUUGCGUCAAUUGUAUUAGUUUCUGUAUAUGUAGGAGACUGUCUGCUAUUACGGGAAGAAGAUAUAUACGCUUUUCAUUCGUGGCUCAGAAGCUGUUGUGUGAAUCCUCAUUGUUGUCCUUUUGGUGUUUUGUGCAUUCAUGGAAUAUUCAUAAUGGGACCAUCCUUUUAAACAUGUGCGACAAACGAAAGGUGAGAUGGGCCACAUCCGCAUUUUCUGAAGAUUGUGUAGACACACACCCGACGAAAAAGACUGAUGAACAAUCAAGUUACAGCAAGAAUAAUCCAGCAGAACAGUUAAAGUUACCUGAGCAGACUGGGAAUAGUAGAAAUUCAACCCAAAAACUGCCACUUCGAAAUAAGAAAACUGAGUUUGUCACAGUUGAAAAAAGCUUUGAUCCUGUAUGCGAGAAAGAUUUAGCAUUAUCAAAGAAAAGAUUGGAACCUCUCCAACAAUGGUUUUAUGCAAUAGAAAUAUCAUCCAAGAAGAACCGAAUAUUGCUGCUCCUUGGGCCGGACGGUUGUGGCAAGACGGCAGCUGUGAAGGUUUUAGCAAAAGAAAAACAGAUGGAAAUAGUGGAAUGGUCAGAACCAGACUUCAUUCCAGGAGUAGAUGGAUAUACUCCACAGUUUGAUGUGAAUAACUUAAAGACCUUUCUUUGUCGUGCUGGAAGAUAUUCGAACUCAAAAAAAUUGAUUGUUGUUGAAGACCUUCCCCUUUCUGUGCUUAGUGCAAAGGGCGACUUAACUACUGUGAUUCACAAUUAUUCAACCACAGGAAAAUGCCCACUUGUUAUAAUAAUUUCACAUACAGAUCGAUACUCGGUAUUUAAUGCCGAGGCUCAGAAGUUAUUGGAUAUGGAUGUAAUAGUAUUCAAAAGAAUUACAGAUGCAUCUAUAAAAAAGGCUCUGAAUAGAGUAAUAGGACUGAAAGGCUUACCAUGUGAAAAGUAUGCUUCUAUUGUGUCUCACAUAACAGAAAUGUCUUGUGGAAAUAUUCGGAAAGCAAUUUCUGAGCUCAAAUUCUAUGUACCUGAGUCAAAAUUUGUUGCACCACGCAAAGGUCUGUGGAAAUUUGAGAAACAUUUGGGAAGAAAACCAAGUGACAGAAAUGCUGAUUUAGAGCUUAAAGAAGAUUCAGGAAUAUUUCAUGCUGUGGCUAGAGUACUGUAUGCAAAACGUGAAACCAUUGGUGUUGCACAGGACAAUAAAGUGAAGCAUGGCUCUGAACUUCAGGGAGAACUUGAACACAAGCCUGUAGAAAUAUGUGACAAAUACUUUCAGUUUCGCAGACAGUUUGUUAAUUUAAUGUUUUGCAAUUAUGCAAAAAUAUUUCACAGCAUACAUGAUAUUGCUAAUGCCGCUGAUUACAUGAGUGAAUCUGAUAUAUUGUCAUCAUUGUGGUGGGAGAAACCUGUUUCGGAAGAUGCUGGCUUUGUGUUGGCUGUUGGAGGAGUAAUGACCUCAUGUCACAAUGUUGUAAAGAAAUGGCAACCGUUAAAAGGUGAAGCUGGUCUGUCUGCAAAAAACAUAAUUUCAUUGCCUGUGCUUUGGAAUAUAAGGAAAACUCAACUCUUGUUUGCAAAUCUGUCUGAGGUGAUACUGUGUACUGAAAUUAUCCCGUACAUGAUGAAAUUUUUUCAGUAUUGUUCUAUGAAAGUGCCAAAAUGUAGCCAUGGAUUCUACACACAUGAUCACCAUCAUUUUGUUCUACAAAUGGAGCAAUGGAAGAAUGAGUAUGAAUUGCAACAUACUUACAAGAGUGUUCAGAGGAUGGACAGUGCAGGUCACAAAAUACAGAAUGCAAGAAAUUUUUCUCUGGUAACCAAUACAGAAGCAGAAAGGAAACAGUCGGAAGAACCAGAGGCAGAGGAAGAUGAAGUCAUAAUUGAAGAAGUUCAUUCAGACUGAGUUGCAGCAUUUCAGUGGCUCCUUCCUUUCAUUUCAGUGGCUCGCUCCUUUUAGUGCAGAACUGUAUUACUAAGUAUGAAAGAAGUGUAAUAAUGUAAAAUGCUCGAUAAAGAUAGCAUAGUCACACGUACAGGAACCACUAAUAUAUUCCAUGGUUAACUGAUAAACUGCAUCAUGUUGUGGAGACGGAUCGUUAAAACAAAUGCUAUUAAAUUCUCAGCAUUGAAACAACUCUAUAUAUGACAUCUGAAUCAAGAAUAAGCUACAGUUCAGUAUCAGAUUAGAACUAGUAUUUGCUAUUAAAAAACCUGAAUCAGCAUGUACUUUCUAUUCGUAUGUUAUUAUUUUUCAUCAUUUUGAUGCUAUCGUUACAUAAAAAUAAUUUUUACUUCUGUCUGCCCACAAUUAAAAGAGGCAGGCUGAGCAUUGCACAGGUGUCUAUCUAGUAUUCCUCUUUAUUUUUAUUCAAGUUGAUCAGUAUAACUUAUGUUUCCAUUUAAAAAUCAUGAUAUUAACAUUGUCAGUCUAUCUUGGUGUAUGUGAUAUGAUCUUGCUGUCAGUCUGUCGUGAUAUGUGUAUAUGAUAUGUAAAGUAGGAUUUUUGACAUCCAGUUUAUAUUCUGUUCAUUAAACAAUA
Schistocerca serialis cubense is the source of this 2607-nucleotide messenger RNA. It is a transcript of the gene Rad17, whose product is annotated as cell cycle checkpoint protein RAD17. The record is from RefSeq and is a predicted model, not a curated record. Lineage: Eukaryota; Metazoa; Arthropoda; Insecta; Orthoptera; Acrididae. The transcript has 13 exons. Gene Ontology annotation, biological process: mitotic DNA replication checkpoint signaling; DNA repair; DNA damage checkpoint signaling. Bases 235 to 1971 code for a protein of 578 amino acids. Gene Ontology annotation, molecular function: chromatin binding.